AACAUAUUACUUCUUCCAAAGAACAAAUCAUCAGAAGACGAAGACUUUCGUAUACUCGUCGUUGGAGGUCUCGGUUUGACUGGAGCGGUGGCCACGCGUCAGAUCAUCAACGGUCUAAUAGCUCAUAAUAAGCUGAAUGAUUGGUCUAUGGCCCUUCCCACUAAUAGUGUUGAGUCCAUCAGAUGCCAUUCCAAGUCGGUUGGUAUUUCCGAUGCAUAUGUGGUCGGACAGAGUGUAUGCACAUCCGAAUCAUCCAUUGAAUUUUUUGGCGUCACAGGCUUGACUCUGCGUCCUUUGGACAGAUGUCCCCUUUUAUACUCACCGGUCUCGGAGGAUGUUCCAGCAAGUCCGUUAAUGCUAGUCCCGAAUGAAGUUUCACUGCGUAUGGAAUUCCAUGUGGAAGCUGUGCUUGAUAUGGUUACACAACUCGAGGAGCAGCAUGUGAAUGGGAACGAAUCGCCAAAUAGUGAUUGCUGGGAUCGGCAAGAUGCGGAUGUGCGAACACGUGUGACAGAUCUUUCUCGAUCGAAUCUUGAAAGCCAGUUAAUCGAAUUCUUCCUGGCUGAAGUGGAGUACGAUCUGACGGAACCCUUAGUCACGAAUAAUCCCUAUCACUUCCUGAGGCGAAACGGCUCACCCGGUAUCCGCUCAUGGCCCUGUCCAACAGCCCGUUUGGAGUCCCUGCCAAGUAAUCUUUAUGCCGAAUUUAUCAUAGAUGACGGAAGUGGGGUUGGUGUGAGUAACACUACACCGGAGAACCGGGACAACAACGGAUUUGGUCAACCGUUUAUACUGACUCCGAAAUCCCCGAAUGAAGGUCCCGUAUCAGUCCUGUGUGCUUCUCUACUACAGCCGACACAGUCCUUGUCGUCCGAAGUGAUCCGAAUCACAGUGAAUCAGGAUCUAGCCCAAAUGGAUAAUUUUCAUUUGGGUGACGAAAGCAAUCGAUCCACUUGCCUCGUCUCCACACCUCAAGCUGGUCAGGGUGGAUCAGAGAGUGCACAGAUGAAAAAAGAUUUGGAUUCGAAUAAUUCUGCUGGGAGUGUCCUAACUGUGAGCUAUACGCACGGUGAAGAGGAUGCGACUAACUGGUUUAAUCAACCUGGUGUGCUGCAAACUCAACUGUUCGGUGCAGCGGCCGAUCACUGGUGGUCCAAAGGGGACGCUCUGCUUACUAUGGCUGUGCACCGCUAUUUACAACACCGAUGGGUGAUCUGUUCCACCGGGUCUCUAGAUAACGAAGCAGUGAUUCCCGAGAUACCCGAUCCCAUACACACUCAUGUGGCACGAAUGCAACACUCAGCCCACGCGCAAGAAGAACCGCUACUGAGUCAAAUCGAGUCUGACUCUUUGCCGCAUUUGAUGGAUUAUCACGGUCGAGUUAUUCGUCUCCAGCAGAACGCAUGGGAAGAGUUGACUCGCCGAGCGCACCUCCUCAUCCCUGCUCUGUUUCCUUCAUCCGCUUUGUCUUUGCCUGAUGUGACAGAACCGUGUGCAUUUCGUGAACUGUCUGAUAUUGUGCAACUGGUGGGUGCUGCUCAGUUAAUAUGA
Messenger RNA from Echinostoma caproni, 1551 nucleotides. The record is from the annotation of a GenBank genome assembly. NCBI's taxonomy places the organism in Eukaryota, Metazoa, Platyhelminthes, Trematoda, Plagiorchiida, Echinostomatidae.